Messenger RNA from Moneuplotes crassus, 1397 nucleotides. The record is from the annotation of a GenBank genome assembly. Lineage: Eukaryota; Ciliophora; Spirotrichea; Euplotida; Euplotidae.
ACACGAUGAGCGAGUCAGACUCAAGUGAAUAUGAAGGUCUCCCAGAAGAUUAUGAUAUUACUCAGGGAAACAUGAUUAAGAUGGCAAAGCAGUUUAAGGAAAAUCAACAGGAAGAAGAACUUGCUGGAGAGCUUGACUCUUUAGUCUAUAGAAGCAAGAAAGUUACUAGUCAAGACUUGUCUAAGAACGAAAAACUAAGAGGCAAUGUUCAAGAAGAAUCCGAUGAUGGCUUUGAAGUUGUUGAAGAAAGCAGUGACGGUGAAAAAGACCCAAAAGAAGCCUCUAAAGAACAAGAAAGUGAUGAUCAAGAAAGCUAUGACCAAGAAGAGGAAAAUAGUGCCCAAGGCUACGGCAAAAACUACGAUAAUCAGGAAAGUGAUGAAGAUGCAGCAAUGAUCGACAAACUUGAGAAAUUAGAGAAGCAAGAUAAUAAUUAUAAGGGCAAAGUCAUGCUUCAGAAUAAAGAGGAUUUACAGAAAGCGAGCCAAGUGAAAGAACAAAGGAAAGUACAAGAGGCUAUUGUUUCACAGAGGAUGAUAAUUCAGAAAAUUCUCACAAAAACUAAUCAGUUCCCACAAUCUGAUGUAUUUAAGCAAUUUGAAGAGGACAAAGCUGAAGAACUCAAUACUUUGAAGUCUAACCUCAAAAAGAACAUUUGUACACUCAAUGAGAUCAGUAUGAUGCUUGGCAAGAGAAUGAAUGUGAAUCUCUCUCCAAUCUCAACAGAUGAUGAAGAUAUCCUACCAAAAGUUGACAAAAACUACGAGAGACUACUUCCAACUUGUGAAGAGCUUGUUCAAAAGUGGCAUAGUAGAACACAGGUUAACACGAAUGUUCUAAACCAGAAGUUGGCAAAGAGAAAUGUAUCAUUGAGUGCUCUGCAGCAGCCGAUCCUGACUCAAGUUUAUAAAACCCUGGAAAAUAAGCAGUUUAUUGAGACAAGGACACAUCAAAAGCGUGAUGUCUACCGUGUACUCGGUAAGCCAGUGGAGUCUCUUGAAGAGAAACUUGAUUUUCAGAUAUAUGAUGACAAGGACUUCUAUCAGUCCCUGAUGAGAGAUUUACUCAACUCCUCUUCUGGCUCAAUAGAGCCUGAAAAGUUGGCAGAUGACCACAACAUCAGCAUGUCUCUUACCCAGGAAUACCUGCGUAAGAGAGACAAGAUGAGGAAGCUAAUGUCAAAGAAGACCAAGAAGAGUAACAAAAUUUCGAAAGACAAGAAAUUGAAGUAUAUCAUUCAUGACAAGUUGAUAAACUUCAUGGCUCCUUAUGACACAGAGGUUCUACACAAUGGUCGCGAAGAUAUCCUCAAGAUCCUGUUCGGUUGCACAGUAGAGGAAGGAGAAAAGGAGGAAGAAGAGCUUGAUAUUGGAAUUAUUUAAGCAGAAUUUGCAAAA